Molecule: messenger RNA, 288 nt
Organism: Cylicocyclus nassatus
Lineage: Eukaryota; Metazoa; Nematoda; Chromadorea; Rhabditida; Strongylidae
Source: the annotation of a GenBank genome assembly
AAAGUGCCAGAGCCACCUCGUGCCGACCCCCUAUUGAUUCGAAUCUGCAAUUAUAGUAUAUUUAUCAAUAAAUCGCUGGAAAGUCGAAGUAAAUUGAGUGUAUAUGCUACUUCCUACAAGUCAAUAAUCAUUGAAACGAAGACGGAUAUAGGAAUAUUACAGAGUUACAAUAUUGAUGCUCUUCUGCUGAAAGUCUGUUGUUUGCUGGCGAUUUCACUUCUUUUCAGUCCCGAUAUAUUCGACCUAAGUGAAAGCACUCACGUGUAUGCUGUCCCAUCUCUCUCAGAA